AUGCAAGGUAAACAAGAGUUGAGUACUGGAAUUUAUGAUGCAGAAAAUUCUAAAAAAGAGCUUUCACAUGCAAUUAUUUUGCAUGAAUAUCCUCUUUCAAUAGUGGAUCAUAUUGGUUUUAUAAGAUACUCAACUUCUCUCCGACCAAUAUUUCAAGUUCCUUGUAGAAAUACUAUAAAAAAAGAGACACUCAAAGUAUACAAUAUGGAGAGAUCAUCAACUUUGAAGUUGUUAGAAAAUCUUGAAGGAAGAGUGGCCAUUACUUUUGACCUUUGGACCUCGAGCAAUAAAAAAAAAGGGAUAUAUGGCUGUCACUUCUCAUUACAUUGA
This is a messenger RNA of Vicia faba (fava bean), 330 nucleotides long. The record is from the annotation of a GenBank genome assembly. Lineage: Eukaryota; Viridiplantae; Streptophyta; Magnoliopsida; Fabales; Fabaceae.